Parasteatoda tepidariorum (common house spider) is the source of this 934-nucleotide messenger RNA. RefSeq lists its product as uncharacterized. Lineage: Eukaryota; Metazoa; Arthropoda; Arachnida; Araneae; Theridiidae. The record is from RefSeq and is a predicted model, not a curated record.
UGGCGACUGAAACAGCAAAUAAUGUAGCCGAGAGAAUUAAAAUGGCAACCUUUUAAUCGUUGCCACUAUAUAGAACAGUCCUUCACUUCCUUUUAAUCUUAGGCGAAAAUUCUACAAAAAUCCGUGGCGAAAUUCGAACAAAUGAAAAAUUGAAAAUUUCCCCUUACACGUUGAGAAAUUUAUCUGUACCUGCUGGUUUGCUUUCAUAAGUUUUAGUUUCAUCAAAAAUAUUCUUUUCCUUCUAACCUAAUUCCUUGUUUACAUACUGAAAUUUGUAGUUCUGUAAACUCUACUGAUAAUUAUAAAAACGUUGGCCUGAAGAUAUCAACAAAUAUUAACUGUGAAAUGAAGUCAAAUCCUGAUUCUGUAGAAAAAAGUAAAAAAGAGUCUUCUCGUGCUAUGAAAAGUUGUCCAGAAAUUGAAGUAAAGAAUCAAGAAAAUGUAUUGAAGGAUACUAAUAAAUCUAAAGAUCUAGAAGAGUGGCCUGAAAUUGAAAGUAUGAGGGAUUGUAUUUAUGAGGGACUAACAGAUGUGUAUGAGGACGAUAUUAUACCAGAAAAUUUAAGUUUAUCUGAAGAUGAACUUGAUUCAUUCUAUGUAGGAAGAAGUGAUGAUGAGACUGAGAAAAGCAUACUAAACUUUACUUUUGAUGACGAUGAUGAAACUGAUUUAUAUUCUUUAUAUUCUCCAUUACCACUACCUGUGCCUGAAGAAAACGAGCUUGUUGAAUUACCUCUUGCAUUCAUUCCAAGUUCUCCUGAAGACUGGAUAUGAAAUAUUAACAGAAUUUUUUCACUUCAUUUAUAGACAAUUAUUUUUUGGCUAAAUAUAUGUAUUUUAGUCAAAAUUUUGUAUAAAUUACCAUAAAAUUUAUCAAAUAAUUUGUACCAUUUAUUGUAUAUUUUAUACUAAUAAUAAAGAUUUUAAAAUAGAG